AGAUGGACAUCCCCACGGCCACGUGACAUCCAGUCUUCCAUUCGCAGCGUCUGCACCCGGCCGCGUUCGAUCUGUUCUGGAACCGGCUCUUAUGGCUCAGCUCACGCAAGUCUCCAGGUUUUCCACCUCGGCCGCCAAUAUGAUCAAGAAGAUUACGGUCAUCGGCGGAGGAUUGAUGGGCAGUGGCAUCGCUCAGGUGGCUGCAACAACUGGCCACAAAGUGACAAUGGUGGAUACUUCAGAGGACAUCCUGCAGAAGUCCGUGAAGAGCAUCCAGGCCAGCCUGGCUCGGGUGGGGAAGAAGAAGUUUGCAAACGAUGAGGCUGCAGGUAAGAAAUUCUUGGAGGAUGCCUUGAGCCACAUCAAACCCACCGUCAACAUCAAGGAAGCCGUCAAGGAUACCGACCUCGUCAUCGAAGCCAUCGUGGAGAAUAUGGAUGUGAAACAUAAGCUUUUCAGGGAACUGGAUCAGGCAGCACCCCAGCACACAAUUUUUGCCUCAAACACAUCUUCCCUGCCAAUCGGAAAGAUAGCAGAGGUGACGUCUCGCAAGGACCGCUUUGGAGGUCUCCAUUUCUUCAAUCCUGUACCCAUGAUGAAACUUCUGGAGGUGAUCCGCAUCCCGGAGACAUCUGAUGAGACGUAUAAGAAAUUGCUUGAAUUUGGGAAGGCAAUGGGAAAACACACUGUGGAGUGCAAGGACACGCCAGGAUUCAUUGUGAAUCGCCUCCUUGUGCCCUACAUGAUGGAGGCCACACGCAUGCUCGAGAGAGGGGAUGCAUCAGCACAGGACAUAGACAGUGCAAUGAAGCUCGGGGCUGGAUAUCCGAUGGGACCCUUCGAGUUGGCUGAUUAUGUUGGUCUUGACACCUGCAUGUUCAUCAUUGAUGGUUGGCACAAGGACUACCCGGAGAAUCCGCUGUUCAAGCCGGUUCCCCUUCUCCAGAAGAUGGUGGCCGACGGGAAGCUCGGCCGCAAGUCCGGCGAGGGCUUCUUCAAUUACAAGAAAUCAUCUAUGUAAAUAUCUCCUGGCCUUCUCAUUCCGUGCAUUAUAUUUUGGCAUGAUUUUAUCGGGGAUGAUGUAUCAAUUGUUGCACGAGGGCUUCAAUGAAUCACAAAGAUUGUUUAUGCUUUGAUACAGG
Messenger RNA from Darwinula stevensoni, 1142 nucleotides. NCBI's taxonomy places the organism in Eukaryota, Metazoa, Arthropoda, Ostracoda, Podocopida, Darwinulidae. The record is from the annotation of a GenBank genome assembly.